AUGGGCGGAGGAGGAGAAGAAGAGGGGUGGGGUGGUUGGCCACCAACACCUAGUGGAGCGCCAUCGCUCUACAUACAGAAAGAUGACCACUGGACGCACUUUGAUAGCUCUGUAAAUGCAGUUUCUUUUGGGUUUGUUGCCACUGCCAUUCUUAUUUGUAUGUUUCUUGUUAUGGCCAUCUUUGAAAAGUUCCUUAGAGCCACCUCGCCGGCGGCUGAAGGCCGGAGUCGCCUCGACAUUGAGUCUCAGACCCAUAUGAGCGGCUUCAAUGCAAAACUUGGCCAUCAAUCAUCUAAAAUAUUAGUCAAUGCCAAAGAAGUUUCAGUGGUGAUGCCCGGAGAUAAUAUUCCGACUUUUAUUGCACAGCCAGCUCCAGUGCCUUGUCCACCUGAACGCAAGCCUUGGCCUUCCCAUCAACUGCCCGUUUUGUGCCUGAAUUCGAGCUCGGCCUGA
Molecule: messenger RNA, 453 nt
Organism: Fraxinus pennsylvanica
Lineage: Eukaryota; Viridiplantae; Streptophyta; Magnoliopsida; Lamiales; Oleaceae
Source: the annotation of a GenBank genome assembly